Messenger RNA from Pyrus x bretschneideri (Chinese white pear), 2182 nucleotides. RefSeq names its product protein high chlorophyll fluorescent 107. The record is from RefSeq and is a predicted model, not a curated record. Gene Ontology annotation, biological process: regulation of translation; mRNA processing. Gene Ontology annotation, cellular component: chloroplast. The coding region runs from base 16 to 1905 and encodes 629 amino acids. The transcript is spliced from 8 exons. Gene Ontology annotation, molecular function: mRNA binding; single-stranded RNA binding; protein binding. Lineage: Eukaryota; Viridiplantae; Streptophyta; Magnoliopsida; Rosales; Rosaceae.
GACACACUCACAGAAAUGCACCUUCUCUCUUCUCCCUCCUCCUCCAACCCCCCCAACUUCUCUCUCUUCUCCGCCUCCCAAAACCCUAACCCCCUCUCCAAAUUCACCCUCCGGAUCCCCACUUUGCCCCUCCACUCCUCCCCCUAUUCCCUCCCUGCCCCUCCGCCUCCCCGCUGCUCUUCCCGGGACUCCUCCACCCCUGUCCUCGACCCGCUCCCCGCAAACGCCACCGUUUCGACCGAGAGCCAGAGUAAUGACGUCCCGCCGGAGACAGAGUCCGCGAAACGUGAGCUCGUGGUUCGCCGGCCGGCGAUGGACGUCUCCGGCGAGGGAGAUGGUGGCGGUGCGGCAACUACUGUCCUCGACGCAGGGCUUGCCGAGCUGGCGAAGAAGAUGCCGAUAUUCGAGCCGGAGACUGCGGAGUCGGGCGUGAAGGAGAAGCCGUUGGCGGUGAACUUGGACUUGGCGUUGUACAGAGCUAAGAUCUUGACCAGGAACUUCCGGUACGCGGAAGCGGAGCAGAUACUUGAGAAGUGUAUAUAUUAUUGGCCGGAAGAUGGGAGAGCUUAUGUGGCAUUGGGGAAGGCGUUGAGCAAACAAUCGAAGACUGCGGAAGCUCGAGCUGUGUAUGAGAAAGGGUGCCAAGCCACUCAAGGAGAAAAUCCAUACAUCUGGCAGUGCUGGGCUGUUUUGGAAACUAAGAUGGGAAACGUAAGAAGGGCUAGAGAAUUAUUUGAUGCAGCCACGGUUGCUGAUAAGAAACACAUUGCUGCCUGGCAUGGGUGGGGAGUUCUAGAGCUAAAGCAGGGAAAUAUCAAAAAGGCAAGACAUCUGCUUGCUAAAGGUCUAAAAUUUUGUGGUGGGAAUGAGUACGUAUAUCAGACACUUGCAUUGCUGGAAGCUAAAGCAAAUCGCUAUGAGCAGGCUCGGUAUUUGUUCAGCCAGGCUACUAGGUGCAAUCCCAAAAGCUGUGCCAGUUGGCUUGCAUGGGCUCAGUUGGAAAUGCAACAAGAAAACAAUCGUGCUGCCAGGCAACUCUUCGAGAAAUCGAUACAGUCAAGCCCCAAGAAUAGGUUUGCAUGGCACGUUUGGGGAAUGUUUGAAAUUAAUAUAGGUAAUGUUGACAAGGCAAGAAAGCUUUUAAAGAUUGGUCAUGCACUCAAUCCAAGGGAUCCAGUUCUCCUUCAGUCCCUUGCUUUAUUGGAAUAUAAAAACUCAACCGCGAAUCUUGCUCGGCAGUUGUUCAGGAGAGCAUCUGAGUUGGAUCCAAGGCAUCAACCAGUGUGGACGGCUUGGGGGUGGAUGGAAUGGAAAGAAGGAAACAUAGAGACAGCAAGGAAAUUGUAUCAAAAGGCAUUGUCUAUUAACUCAACUAGUGAAACUGCUGCUCGUUGCCUACAGGCUUGGGGAGUUCUAGAACAGAGAGUUGGUAACCUAUCAGCCGCUAGGAGAUUAUUUAGGUCCUCCCUUAAUAUAAAUUCUCAGAGUUAUGUCACAUGGAUGACAUGGGCAUCAUUAGAGGAAAAUCAAGGAAAUGCUGUACGGGCAGAGGAAAUUCGCGACCUCUAUUUCCAACAGCGUACUGAAGUUGUAGAUGAUGCUUCAUGGGUUAUGGGAUUCUUAGACAUCAUAGAUCCGGCCCUUGAACGUAUAAAGAAUAUCUUGAGGUUGGACCAGAGUUCAAAAGAAAUGCAACAGGACGCUCUGCGAACAAUAGUUGGAGCAAAUGAAAGUAACAUCGAUGAAGAGCCAAUCAGCCCUUCCUCUAAUAGCAAUGACAUGGAAAGCGAGAGUGGAUUCGAUGUGGAUGCAUUUGUUAAGGAAAAGUUAUCUCUAGACCCAUCAAAGCUAGAAGUUCAGAUGGUGACCUCGCGGCCUUUUCCGGUAAACAGAAGUAGAGUGUGAGCAUUGUGGUGAGAUUUGCCAAUGGGGAACCUGUUACAUAAGAUGGAGAGGAUCUCCAGAGGGAUCUUCUAGUACAGAAAUGGUAGAUCAUUUGAAUCGUAUAAAGGAUUCAUGUGACCCUGCAAUCUCCCACUGAAAUCCGGUUGGAGUAUAUAUACUGGGGAUAAAUUAAGAGGCCUCCUUCCUAUGGCCUCUGUGAUUAAUUUGUAGCAUGAAAUUUGAGGGUUCGCUUUGUAUAUUUCAUAUCUCUCGACUCAAAGCUUGAAUUGGGAUUUUA